Trichomonas vaginalis G3 is the source of this 3672-nucleotide messenger RNA. RefSeq lists its product as uncharacterized. The transcript has a single exon. Lineage: Eukaryota; Parabasalia; Trichomonadida; Trichomonadidae. The coding region runs from base 1 to 3672 and encodes 1223 amino acids. The record is from RefSeq and is a predicted model, not a curated record.
AUGCUUGGAUUACUGUUUUCUCUUUCUGCCUCAGAAUUCCGUAUUUGCAUUUAUGCGAGUUCUGAAAAUGAAUGCAAGGGUACAGGAUAUAAGGAAAAAAUAACUCUAGCAGCUUUCACUGAAGAUAAUUUCGACGCUAAAACCCAUCUUCAACAGUUAGGAUAUGAUAUUUCGACCACUCCUGAUAUCAAUAUUGACUAUCAAGGGCAUGAUGCAGGAACAAAAAAUCAUCCAGAUCAAAAAAUUCUUAACAAAUUUAGUAAAGACGAUUUCCAUCCAUUAGUCAUAUUCGAUUCAAUGAGUAAUACACCCACAAAAGAGAUCACUCACAUGCCCUUAGAAGAUAAAGCUAGGUGCGAAUAUCAUGGUUAUAUAUUAAGAUUUACUGGAAAUUUCAAAACCAACACAACGAAAGUUUAUAAUUGCAAUGGCCAAAGUGAUACAGUGUCCUUCUUUCAAAUCGAUAAUUAUCUUGGACCUCCCUCAUUCUUAAAGUCAUUAUUCCAACAAGACGGAACAUAUUCUUAUGUUGGUAAUGCUGAAUUUCAAGGUAUAGAAGACUUCCCUCUCACAAAUCAAAACAAAGUAAUAGAUAUUCAAGGAUCUGUUUCAAUUAGUGAUGUGAAUUCUUACUCAGCAGUAGAGAUCAAGGAUAAAUAUGCAUCAGACGCGUACUACCUUAAAAUUACAAUUUCUGACAAGUUUUUUGAGUUCCGACCAUUUGUCAAACAGAAUUUAUUUAUCAAAUUCAAAAAACCAACAACUUCAGCUUCAGUAUUAACAAUUGAUUCAGACCCUAAUGGUAUUAAUUUCGAAAGUGGUAAAAAACUUGCUUUACUGUAUCUUAUUGGUGCUUCAAACGAAGCUUAUAUGAAAAUCAACAUCAAAUCCAGCUCUAUUCUUGCAUUGACCAGUAAGGGAUAUACUGAUAUGGAAGUUUCUCAAAGUGGCGCUUAUGAUUUAACAACAAUUGAGUUUGUCAACGAGCAAAGUAUAUCAGCUGCUAUUCAAAUGCAUGAAUGGGCGAAAAAGACAAAUUUCAUAAUCAAUAAAGAUAUAAACGUCGAUUUGCUUUUCAUUCGCUUCGCAACAAACUUCACAUUCUCGUUGGCACAAGGUGUAACUUCAGCUACAUUUGGAGCUACAACUAUGGAUGGCAAUCCAUCACAUCAUAUGAAGAUUCAAAAAGGACUUUCAGUUAAGAUCAGAACAUUUAAAAACUAUGUAAUUUAUAACAACAUUCUUUGGCUCAGAUUGAUUCUUUUUACAUCUGGAACUUCAACAAAAUUCGAAACAGGUAAACUUCAGAUAGAUGCAUUGUCUCCGCCAACUUCUGAUUGGAAACAAUUCCCAAUUUACAUUGAACACAAACAAGAUGUGUUUUAUACACCUAAUAACUUGAAGACAUAUUUCGAUGCUUCAUAUGAUAUUCUGACUACUUCAUCAUCAAGCGCCAUUACAAUUGUAUUAGAUAAUGAAAUAAACAAUCCUGGUUUCUAUAAUAAACAGCUACUCAUGGGCCAAGCGAAGUCAGAACCAGUGGAAGGUAUGUCAACAUAUUCAAUUAAAUUUGAUUCAUCCAAGUUCCAGAAAUUCAACUUCUCAUUAUGUCUUUCAUAUCAAGAAUCUUUAUGCCAAGCAGGUGACAUGAUUUACUAUAUUCAAGAUUAUGUUAAAAAUGAUCAACCAACAGAUGUAAAUGCAUUUACUAAUGUCAUAAAUACAGCUUCCAAAGCUGUCAACUUUAGUGCAAUUCGCAUCACUAUUAGAACGCUACCUAAUUAUUUUACAACCUAUAGAUUCAAGAUUCCAACAUUAGACUGCUCUCAACUUGAUUCAUCAAUGAAAUCAAAGCCAUUAGAAAUAACAUGCAAAAAGUUCUACCAAGAACUCAAUGUCAUCAAUGCUGAUGUAAUGGAUGGACCUAUACAAUUAAACAGAAUCAAAUUAAACACUGAUCUUGAAUCUGGUUCAAUCAAGUUCAAAGAUUCUACUAAGGUAACUUUUGCUCAUUCAUUUAUUAAGAAUGCAGAGGAUUACACACCCAAGUUUUCUGCAAAUGUCAACUUCUACUAUACUCUAGCAGAUAUCGCUAAUGAAUUUUCAACCGAUAGAGCUACUGAUAUAUUUGCCAUGAAAUAUCUUCUUUUGGAUCAGGCCAUUGUUUAUCUCGAUGAAUUCGAUCCAUUGAACUUCUUCGGCCUAUACUACGGCAAUCACACUGAGCUCAAAGUCAGAGUUAAGGCAGCAGAAAACGUUCAACCUAUAACAAUUACACUAAUGGCCACAAAGGUUUACUUUACUUUUGAUUACAGUCAAAAUUCAGAAUUCGUUGACAGAGAUCAAUGCAGAUUCACAAUUCAAUAUACAGGUGCUUUAACACCUGGUAAAAUCGUCAAGUUUAAUGUCACUAACUUUAAAGGAUGUGCAGAGUCCAUAACUGUUAAAACUGAUUGGCCUGAUUCAUUUAGAACAGAUGAAAUUGUUACAUUGAUUCCAAAUGCAACGAAUUGCAAAGUUAGCUUGGCAAACUUCACAGGUAUACUGAUCAAGGAUAUUCCUUAUUCAGUUUCAAACAAAUUAGCUUCCAGAGUUUUGAAUGAAACUACUGUUUUCAAAUUGAGUGAUGGAAGUUAUCUCCCUUCAGUUCAAUUCCCUGACAUGUCCUUCGAUACUUACUACAAUGCAGAAAACAAAGUCUCUAGUAUCAAAGGUUGCAAAGCUAUUUUCAAGAACUUGGAAAUCAGAUUCGACACAAUUUCUCGCUUCGACGCUUUGGAAGUCACAGAAAGUUUAGUUAUGUACCCAGGUUCUGUCCUCGAACCAACUCCUUCAUCUAAUCCAUCAACUAACCCAGAAAAUACAACAAAUACAGAAAAUCCGCAGCCAAAUACAGAAAAUCCGCAACCAAAUCCAGACGAGACACCAUCAAAGAAGAAGAUUAAAGAAGGAGAAACACCAACAAAUGAACCAACUCAAAAUAAUGUUGACUUCUGCAACAUAUUCGGCGCAAAGGUCGAAAUGAAAUGGAAUGCAGAAAAACACUCUGAGAUCCAUUUGGCUGAUAACUGUCCACAGCAGCCUGCUGAAACAAUUUUCAACUUCAACUACGACAGCACAAUCUUGAGGAAGGUAUUCAAUGUUACUGUCUUCCAGAAUAACUACAUGACAGAAACAGGUCAGCGCCUCAUCAAAGGAUUCAAACCAUCUGAAAAGACAAAGGCUUAUUUGACCGCUGACAAUGUUUUCGGCCCACCUCCAGACACAGACAAAGACUGGGAUAAAUACAAACCAACAAUGGAAAUCAUUGCAUCCGGUGAAAGUGAAUUCUAUCUCAAAGCCACUCAGAAGUUCAUCGAAGACAACAAGGAUAAAAUGGAAAACUCAGGUGCAGAUCCGAAAUACACAGAGCUCGCCCAGAAAAUGUACGCAAUUAAGGAGAAUCCCAAAGGAAACGGUCUAGUAUUGGUCAUCUUCGUAGCUCUCGUAUUCCUCAUCGUUGCCAUCGUUGUUUGGGUCGUCAUGUUCUUCCUCUACAAGGAUACACUCGUUGAGAUCAAUGAUGACUCUUCAAGCUACAACACAGGCAUGUCAUUGACAGAAUCUGGCUCUAGCAGCACAUCAUCAAAGAAGAAGAAGUCGAGCGGCUCUGGAUCCAGUUAUUCAGUUUAA